GUGGGCCAGAAACCGCUUAUUUAAUCAAGUAAAUACAGCGGAAUAACUGCACGUGUUUUCCACUGAGGGGACGUUUUGAUAAGGGAUCUUUUGUGCCAAGAUUAUAUUCCUCCUAUGGUGCAUACCAAGCUACAUUGAGGCCGUUUGGAUUACUUCAUUCCACAGUGAUCCAGGAACUAUUCUGCACCUGAGUCACCUGUCAAGUGGCUACCAUGACAACAGAGGCAAGUGCAGUGAGCGAGGCCGACACCGAGAGUAAGCAGAAGGCCAGCGGCGCCGAGCCCGAGCCUGAACCCGAGCAGAAGCCGGCGGCGGCGUCCGAACCGGAGGGGGAGCAGUCGAGCAAGAAGGCCCAGGAGCAGGCGUCUGAGUCUGGGCCCGCCGCCGUCGCCACCUCCCCCGAGGAAGAGCAGCUGAAGCCUCGUACCCGGACCUCUGCUGGCAAAGGCCUGUCUCGCCUCUUCUCCUCCUUCCUCAAACGCCGCUCACAAGGCUCUGAGGGAGAGGGCUUCGAGGCAGAGAAAGCCGCAGAGGAAAAGGAGGACAAAGAGGAAAAAGCUCAAACUUCCGAAGAGGAAAAGAAGGAAGACGUGAAAAGUGAAGAGAAGGAGGCAAAAGCAGAGGAAGAAAAAUCUGAGGUAAAAGAAGUGAAAAAGGAGGAAGAAAAAGAGCAACAAGAGAAACAAGAAGAAAAGGUUGUGAAGAGGGGCAGUAAAAAGAAAAAGAAAGAAGCCAAGAGGAAAGCGGAGAAAAGGGAUGUGGAGAAAGUGAAAAACGACGAGGAGAAAGAGGAAGAGGAAAAUAAAGAGGAGGAGAAAACACAACAGGCUGUAGAAAAGGAGGACAAAUUGGAGACAAAAGAAGAACAGAAGGAGGCUGCUGAAGUUAAAGAGAAGGGGGCAGAAGCUGUAAAGAAAGAGAGUAAAGAGGAGGAAAAAGUUGACAAGAAGGUUACAAAGAAAAAAGAUAAGGAGGACAAGGUGAAGAAGAAGGAAGAGGAAAAGGCAAAGAGGAAAUCAGAGGAAGAAGAAAAGGUGAAGAAGAGAGAAGAAGAAAAAGCAAAGAAGAAAGAGGGAGAAAAGUCUAAGGAGGCUGAAAAAACCAAGAAGAAGAAAGAAGAAGAAAAGACCAAGAAGAAGGAGGAGGAGAAGGCUAAGAAGAAAGACGAGGACAAGGUGAAAGAAGAGGUCCAGAAAAAAGAUAAUGACAAGGAGGAUGUAAAGACCGAAGAAAAGCAACAGAAGGAAGAGGAAAAAAAGAAAAAAGAGAAGGGGAUGAACAAAGGAAAGAAAGAGGAGAAGGAGGCAAAAGGGCCCAAGGAGGAGCAGGUGAAAGCACCGAUAGCAGCGCCAGAGCCCGAGCUUAAAACUGAGCCGGACACUGAACAGGCUCCUGACCGCCACUCGGUCAGCAGUGCGGAGACACAGCACAUCGUCGUUCAAGAGGAACAAAAGGAAGACGCUGCAAUAAAAACGGAGCCCGAAGUUGUGGAGGAAGUGAAGGAGGAGGACGAGGCGGAGAAUAAGGAAGAAGAAGAAGCAGCAGAACAGGAGAAAGAAGUCAAAGGGGAAGAGAAGGAGGAGGCGAAGGAGGAGGCGAAGAAGGAGAAGCCUGCGAAAGAAAAGAAGCCGGAGAAGAAGGCAGAAGAGGCGAAAGGCUCCAAACGACUGAAAACCAUGCAAUGCAAAGUCACCUUGCUGGACAACACUCAGUUUGAGUGUGAGCUCGACAAACAUGCUAAAGUCCAGGAACUUCUCACCAAGGUGUGUGACCACGUCAACCUGCUGGAGAGAGAUUACUUCGGCCUCUCUACCUGGGCAACCCCGACCAGCAAGACAUGGUUGGAAUCGACCAAAGAGAUCAGGAAGCAGGUUCCGGGUGCUGUGUACGAGUUCACGUUCAGCGUGAAGUUCUACCCUCCUGAUCCAGCACAUCUUACCGAAGACCUCACCAGGUACUUCCUGUGCCUGCAGCUGAGGAAGGACAUUUUGCAAGGUGUUCUUCCCUGUUCCUUCGUCACGCUGUCCAUGCUGGGCUCCUACACAGCCCAGUCCGAGCUCGGAGAGUAUGACCCCGAGCUCCACGGGGUAGAUUACGUGAAGGAUCUGAGCCUGGCCCCGGGUCAGGGCAAGGAGCUGGAGGAGAAGGUGAUGGAGCUACACCGCACGUACAGGUCAAUGAAUCCAGCCCAGGCAGACAUGAUGUUUCUGGAAAAUGCCAAGAAGCUUGCCAUGUAUGGAGUUGACCUGCACCAAGCCAAGGAUCUGGAGGGUGUGGACAUUACACUGGGGGUGUGCUCUAGUGGUCUGAUGGUGUACAAGGACAAGCUGAGGAUCAACCGCUUCCCUUGGCCAAAAGUGCUGAAGAUCUCCUACAAACGCAGCAGCUUCUUUAUCAAAAUAAGGCCAUCAGAGCUCGAGCAGUAUGAAAGCACAAUUGGCUUUAGACUGCCAAACUACAAGGCCUCGAAGAAGCUGUGGAAAGUUUGCGUUGAGCACCAUACCUUCUUCAGAGUUCCAACAGUGGAGCCCCCCUCAUCACGUCCCUUCCUCGUAUUGGGCUCUAAAUUCCGGUACAGCGGGCGUACGCAGGCCCAGACCCGCCAGGCCAGCUCCUUGAUCGACCGGCCAGCCCCUCGCUUCACGCGCUCUGCGAGCAAGCGACUGUCUCGUGACCUAGAUGGAGCUGGAGAUGAAAGUCUCCAGUUCCUGCGACAACUCUCGGCAUCGACUAGGUCCGAGCUUGACGAUUGGUCGCUGAUGCUGUCAUCUGACAAACCCCGGGCUUCUCCUGAGUUCCCAGCCAGAGGGGAGUCUCAGUCCUGGGAGGAAGGGCACUGUUUUCACACAGUCACGGUGACCUUGGAGGACAAUGAGACUGGGCAGACUGGCUCUCACACCGUCACCCAAACAGCCAGUCAGCCAUGGCAGGAGCUGGCAUCUGAUGAGCGGCAGCAGCGGAGACGGGGGGACCAGUGGUCUGCUCUGCUCCAUCGUCAUCCUCCUUUUCCCUUUGUCCCACCCUUUGAGUGUGUGAAACAGCCAGCUAAGCUCAGCUUGGCAAAAAUGAGCUCCCUGGACCGGCUCUUGCGACCAGCUCUGAGACGGCAAGAUAGCUGGUUCCUUUACUUUGACCGAAGCUUCAGCAUGUCCUCGCUUGGGCAUGUUGACAAACCAUUGCCCCCCCUAGCUCAGCUCCAGCAGGAGGAUGACCGGGCCAUGCAUGUGGCAGAACAGAAACUGACCAGUGAGGAGACCAUUGAGAGGCUGCAAGAAGCUCUGAUCUCAGACCAGCUGAGAGAGAUGGAGGUUUUGAACAGGAGGCUGAGAGAAGUUAGGGAUUUAGAGGGUUGCCUCCAGCGGAAGGCUGAGAUGGCAGCGCGACUUCAGGAAGUAAUAGAAGAGGAGUUGGGUAAGGAAGAGAUGGAUAAGUUAAGAGAGGGAGAAGGCGAUUUCGAGCAGGAGAAACAAAAACAAAUUGAAGGUAUAACAGAAACGGUCUCGUGGAAAUCUUUGGGGACAAAAGAGCAUAAAGUGGACGAAUUAGAAGAGCAGAUAAAGCAAGUGUUUUUAAAAGGCUUGUCUCCUGAAGAAGAAGUAGAAGAAGAAGAAGGGGCCGAGAUGGAGCAGGAGAGUGAAGAAGAGGUGACAAAUGAGAGUCUGUCCGAGGAGAGCUUUAGAGGGAAGCUACACCAGGUAGAAAAGGAAUGGCAAGACGAGGUGGAGGAGAAGUCUGGAUCUUCAGAUGUCAGCAGCAGCACUUCUGUCGUCGCAUACCGGAAGGUGGAGCGCCGGAGUAAGAGGAGAGUUACGAUUGUGGAUGAGAGAGGGUGGACGCAGGACGAAAGGAAAGAUGUGCAGGUACAGCAUGGUGCAACUCUAGAGGGGAGGGUAGAAAAAGAAGGGACAAGGUUUAAAAUGGAAAUACUGGAGACAAUAACUGAGGGAGAAGUUUCAGAGAGGUUUCAGGCUGAGGAUCAAUCUCAAGUGGCAGAUAAGGACCUCUGGUUCGUCCUGUUUGACCGCCCCCCACACAAAGCUGUUUUUAAACCACCAGUUACUGUGGAACGUGCUCAGCUGGAUGAAGGCGAUUAUUUCACCUCCCAGACAGAGAUCUCAACAUGUGAGGAGAAAACGGAGAUUGUAGUAGAAGAGAAAACAAUGAGAGGAGAAGAAGUGUGGCUCAUACCAGAGAUCCCACCAACACAGACCAUCAUGGACAGAGAUGAUGACUGGUUUGUGUUGCUGGAUGUUGUUCCCAGAGAAACAUCACGUGCACCACCAGUUGCGGUUGCAGAGCGUGCUGAAGUGUCCCCAGAAGAACUUCUCUCUCUAGUUAGAAUAGCAGCCGACGAGGAGGGCGAAAAAAGAGUGGAGAUUAUGGCAGCGGACACAGAAAUCCAACACGUGCCGAGCGAAAAGCGAGUUGUAGCACCGCCCCAGGCCGUGGGAGGGAGAGAAGAUGACUGGUUUGUGCUGCUGGAUGUUCCCACCAGAGAACCAUCAUAUGUGCCACCAGUAGUUACCAUGGCAGAGUAUGUUCAGGUUUGUCCUGAAGGAAGCAUAUCCACUGUGGCUGAAACAAUAACGAUAGAGUCCAGGACGGAGGUCAUAGUUGAAGAGGUUGUGGUGCAUAAAGACCACAAAGGAGAGCAGAAACUAUCCCAGCCAGUCGGAGAAAGAGGCGAUGACUGGUUUCUUCGACUGGAUGUUGUUCCCAGAGAAACUGCCGUUGUAACUCCAGUGUCUCUGGCAAUGCCGAGCCACAUUCAUCCAGUUAUUCCACCUCAGCAAAUGGAAGAGAUGAGCCUCGAGCGAAAGUUGCAGCAGGUUGAUCGUGAACAGAUUAGACUGCGGCCUUCUCCGCCAGAGAGAGAUGAUGACUGGUUUGUGCCGUUUGAUGCCACUCGUGUAAAGGCAGAAGUACGACCAUCAGUUACGCCUGUUGAGAUUAUUCCGGAUAUGAGGAAGAGGCUUGAGGUUGAGGUGACCACUGCGGAGACCAGAGCAUGGAAGAAGAUGAUAAUUGGUGUGGACAGCAGGCAAGAUGAGACACUUCUGUCUGAAAUCAGAACUUGCCAAAUUGCAUCACCGUCGGAGAGAGAUGGGGGAGAUGAUUGGCCUGCCCUGUUCGACAUCCUCCGUGAAAAGCCUGUCGUCGUACCGCCAGUUGCUGUGGUUGAGCAUGUUGUGGAUGUGGUGGCAGCCGCUGAACAAACAUUCAUCAAGGAAGACGUGAAGUUGUCUGAGGUUAAACCGUCCCAUCCGAGACAGGUGGACGGGGACUGGUUUGUGCUGCUAGAUGCUGCUGCAAAAGUCCCAGCGGCUGUGGACGACCGUAUCCGCACACAUCCCGAAGUAAGAACAGCGGAGUUUGCGGCCAGUGAGCAGCGAGCAACGCAGAGCAUCCCUCUCGCGGAGGAGAUGUGGCAGCGGGAGAAGGCGGUGCAGCAGGAACCGCAUCCAGCUGUGAGAGAGGUGGAAGCUGAUUGGUUUAUUUACUUGGAUGUGGCCACUAAGAAAUCAGUCGUCCCUGAGCGCAUCCACUUCCCAGCAGGAGUGAGCGUUCCAGCCGCUGGGUCCAAAACGAGGAUCGCUAUUUCGGAGCGGAGACCGCAGUUUGAGGACCGGAUCCUGGAGGAAAGACGUCCGCUCACACAAACGCAUGUCAAUGAUGAUUGGUUUGUUCUACUCGAUGUUGGCCUCAAAGAGUCAGCGGUGAGCACACAGAGGGGCACCCGUCCCGUCAGCGCUCCGGUCUUCUCCCAGGCGGCUCUCGCCGAGGCGGGGAUCCCGAUGGCCCCCUUCGAUCAGCUCCAGACCUCCACUCCAAUCAAGAGCAGCCGCAAGGAGGAACGAAAGCUUGAGGUCACCGUCGAAGCUGUCGAGCCCUCAAAGAUCGAGGCUGAGGUCAAGCCAGCAGUGUGGAGGGACCAGAGAGAAGUAGACUCUUCCCUGAUGCCCACCAUCAAUGGGGACAUUCAGCACAAGUCUGAGGUGACGAGCUCGGAGGUGGUGCGAAUGCGAAAGAAAAGAACUAAGAACAUUGAGGAUGACUCAAUUUAUAUCAGACAUAGCCUUUUAAUGUUGGAGGAGUUUGAUAAGCCUCAGGAGGACCUGCUCCGGCAUCAUGCCAGCAUCAGUGAGCUGAAAAGGAACUUCAUGGAAGCCGCUCCGGAGAACCGGCCCAGUGAGUGGGACAAGCGCCUGUCCACGCACUCGCCGUUCCGCACCCUGGGUGUCAAUGGUCAGCCUCUGCCCGGUGCCGAUGGGGUGGCAGAUGGGACAGACGAGGACAAAGAUGACACAACCGUGUCUCGCUCCAAGACCGUGACCUCCGAGACCACCAGUGGCACCACGGUGACCACCACGACCACUCGCAUCUCAAAGGUCGUGAAGAGCGGAUCCUCGGAGACCCGCGUGGAGAAGAGAAUCGUCAUAACUGCCGAACCUGACAUCGACCAAGAUCAGGAGAAAGACGGCGGAGCAUCAGCAUUGUAACCGAAUCACCAGCUGCAUUUAUUCCUUUGACUCCACCGCCGACACACAUUGACCAGCUCCAUCUACCCAGCACACAUCUCCAAAAAAGGAAAUAUCCACUAAUAUUAUGGAUAAUUCCGUAGAUAAAUCUUACUAGACCCUCUUUGUUUUGGGUUUUUUCAGUUGUAUGUAGAAGAGGUCUUCACAGCGCUCAAGUUGGAUCAAAUGCUUAUCUCACCCAGGUUUUAAAAAAGCUUAAUGUACACACUUUUUAUUGGUGGAAAAAAAAAACCAGCAUUUUCAGGUGAGGGAUUUCACUUAUGUUUGCUUUUAAAAUGCUUUUAUUUUCCUAGUGGUUUUUUAUAUUGUUAAUUUUAUAAAAAUGCUCUGUUUUUAUUGUAGUUUAGACACCAUCAUCAGCAUGUCAUCCCUUGGUGCUGCUAGGGGAACGUGAAGACUACAUUCAAGGGAAUUAGUUUGUUGUUGUUCUUUACUUGUCUAUUUCAUUCAGGAGAGACUCUUUUUUUUAAAUGACAUUAUAUACCUUGCAUCAAAAAGUGGACAAAGAUGGUAUGUGCUCAAAUGUGGACCGCUGUCUUGCUUAGUUCACUGCUCAGGUAGAAAAACAGAGAGCUAAACAUUCUCUUCCCCGAGCAGACAAGAACCGGCAGCCUACACAUUAUUGUAAAGUUUAAAUGAAAAAUUGAUCUAUUUUGAAAUAUUUUCUAUUUUAUAGAAUUAAUGCUUUUAUAGUAUUUGUACACAUUUGAGGUUUUUAAGUUAUUCAUCCAUCUGCUCAUUAAAUUGUAGGUUACCACUGUGCUGUUUACUGAAUGUUGAGGUGCUUGAGCCUCAGUCAUUCCUCCUCGUUUCCUCGUCGUCCACCAAGUUUAGCAACACUUACAGUUUCCACAUAUCACCGGAGCGCUUCCCUCAGUCCUGCUUUGUUCAGGAGCAUAAUGUCAUAAAGGCGUUGAAUACAUUUGGUUGAUCAGAAAAGAUUAGCAAGCUUUGGUCUGUUUAACUCAGGAUUUGAUAUUCUUUGUAAGACGACAGGCCUCCUUAUGAUUGGACGAGGAAUGUCCAUAUAUGUAUAUCAGUCCCGACUGCAAAUGUACAUUUAUGUUCAGCCAAGGGAGGUCAAUAAAUACGGAGCUCGUCUGCCACAGUACUUCAAGAGGGGAAGGCAGCUGUCCCAGUAUGCGUGGCGUUUCUCUCUUAGCAGCACAAGUUGUCUUUUUUUUUACACAGUAAUUUAUUUGUAAAGUAGGAACCGUCUUGUGUGAUGUGAUGUUUUGUGAUUGUUUCAACACACGCUGGUUUCCAGGCUCCCACUAGCGGUCACGAGGUGAAGUCUUGCAUUAACUAUCAACCAAGUUUGUAAAACCUUUUUACCACAGAGUCAAAGUAGAUCGCUCUCUCACUUGCUGUUUCUUGUGCUUUUUCAUAGAAGAGAAAAUGCUUAAAAUAUAUGGAUUCCUUUUAGGUAGCAUGUUUGUUAGCCAACUUUGUUUUUGUUUUACCCAAAAACAAGCCAUUGGUAUUGUAGCUACAUGGACAACAACAGAAACCUCGUCUGGAAGAAAAAUGUAGAAUUUCCCAAAAAGAAUAGUUUUUAGAAAAUGGAAAAUAUUGUUGCUUUGUGACUUAUCCCUGUCUUUUUAUGAAACAAUAAAAUAUGCAUUGUUCUGCA
Molecule: messenger RNA, 8172 nt
Organism: Pseudoliparis swirei
Lineage: Eukaryota; Metazoa; Chordata; Actinopteri; Perciformes; Liparidae
Exons: 30
Coding region: 213-6500 (2095 amino acids)
Biological process (GO): cortical actin cytoskeleton organization
Cellular component (GO): plasma membrane; cytoskeleton
Molecular function (GO): structural molecule activity; actin binding
Source: RefSeq, a predicted model, not a curated record